Annulohypoxylon maeteangense is the source of this 1283-nucleotide messenger RNA. RefSeq lists its product as uncharacterized. Lineage: Eukaryota; Fungi; Ascomycota; Sordariomycetes; Xylariales; Hypoxylaceae. The coding region runs from base 225 to 1109 and encodes 294 amino acids. The transcript has a single exon. The record is from RefSeq and is a predicted model, not a curated record. Gene Ontology annotation, molecular function: acyltransferase activity, transferring groups other than amino-acyl groups.
AUUACUUUCGUAUGCAUCAAGCUUUCAGGUGACUUUUUAAAGACCUUUUAAAGCAAAUAGUUAAGGAAUAUUUGUGUUGUGUUUGACAUCUUCAAUCCAAGGCUGAAGGAUUCAGACAAGACAAGACAAAGGAACCAGGCCACACCUAUCCCAUACAACUAGCCUAGCUCCAGAGCCUACCCUCCCUCUUUAACCACACCACCCAGCCCAGAGCCAUAAUCAAAAUGGGCACCCCCUUCAUCUCCCUCCUAGAGCCCACCCGCCUAGACGGGUACGACAACACAAAACCGCACACCGCACAACCCGCACACAUCCCGCGCGUCUUCCUCGAUGCAAUGGAAGUGCGGGAAGCCGUAUUCGUAGAAGAGCAAAAAGUGCCCUUAGCCUUCGAGUACGACGCGGACGACGCGCGGUCGUGCCACUGGGUAGUCUACGCGAGCGUGAACCGGACGACGGAGCCGGAGGAGCGGGACCCGCAGACGGGGGAGGUAACCAAGCCGCGGAAGUCCGAGACCCGGAGCGUGCCCAUCGGUACCAUGCGCAUCGUGCCCUUCCCGCACCCACCACACCCGCCGUCCGGUGCGCGGUACGUGGGCAACGUGCUGCAGGAAGAUGAUGGAAAGGAGGACGAUAGCUCCUCCCAUGAUAAUGCAACGGCUGCUAGACCCCGAGCCAGGACCCUGACUUCCGUAGACACCGAGCGGCAAGCCUCCGCGCUACCCUUCGGCGCAGAUGCGCCGACCACAUACCACGACGGAAAAGAGCCGUACGUCAAGUUAGGCCGGUUAGCCGUGAUCCCCAUGUUCCGAGGCCACCACAUCGCGGGCCAGCUCUGGCGCGCGGCGAAGGCAUGGCUCGAGGAGCAUCCUACCUUCUUCGACCCCAGCGUUACGGAGUUAGGGAUGGACCAGUUGAAGGCAGGUGGUGCUGGGGACAUACCCAAGUGGAACGGGCUGAUAUGCUGCCAUUCCCAGGAGAGUGCGGUCAAGCUGUACGAGAAGUGGGGGUUUAAGGUUGAUGAAGGUAUGGGGAAGUGGUAUGAGGAGGGGAUACCGCAUGUAGGCAUGUUUCAGCGGUUGAACAUUAAGCAUAUGAAUCCGCAGGUAUGAUUUACGAGUUGGGUGGGUGGAUAGAUGGGGGAAGAACUAAGCUGUGAGGUGCUGACACCAGUGCUAUGACGAUCUCAGCAUCACUAUUGCUAUGCCUACUUGCUGUUGCGAUUCUUACUAUGAUACCAGGUCAUGAAUGGCCACGUUCGUCACUAGCUACUGCAUUUACGACUG